This is a messenger RNA of Orbilia oligospora ATCC 24927, 309 nucleotides long. RefSeq lists its product as uncharacterized. The transcript has a single exon. Bases 1 to 309 code for a protein of 102 amino acids. The record is from RefSeq and is a predicted model, not a curated record. NCBI's taxonomy places the organism in Eukaryota, Fungi, Ascomycota, Orbiliomycetes, Orbiliales, Orbiliaceae.
AUGGUUCAGCGUACCCGACGAGUCAUAUUCUGGGGUCGGCCCGCCGAUCUGGAAAUCGCAUGCUUUGCAAAUGGGAAGGAUGCGGUCGUUACCUUUUGGAAAAUUUUAAUGCCUGCUCCUAGUGACAAUGAGGAAUAUUAUGACGGGGUCAUGUGGGUUUUGAGGGUCUGUACCCAUCAGUUCUGGAGAGACGUACCAGCCAAUAACAACUUUCAUGGAGGAGAGUGCUCGACUAUCCCACACAAAACCUAUCUUUCAAUGGGUAAGAGCAUAGUGCUGGGACAGAAAGCACUUUGCUGGAGGAGGUGA